GACAAUCGAAGUGGAAUACACGUGUGUAUUCUUUUUUCAUUCUCUCAUUUGUUGAACUGUUGAGACAGCUGUUCAAUUUUAUUACUAAGCUUAGACAUACACUCUCUCCGAGAGCGGCAAAUAUUUUAAAUGCUAAGUGCGUGCGGCUACUUGGAUUUAUUUUUCUCAAUUCUUUUAAACAUUCAUAAUAAAUCCUGUGGUUUCAUGUCCACAACCAAUGUACAGCAGCGCUAUUGCUUUCAUAUAAAAAAAAACGAAAUUCUCAACGCACAGAAAAAGUGGAACUCAGAUCAAAGUGAAGAAAAAAAAAAUCAACUGCAUCGAACGAACUAGAAAAUGAGAGAAACAAAGAAACAAACCCGCCAAUGUCAAACUUUAAAAAUUGUGUACCGUUCUGUAAACGGAAAGAUAUCUUUACAAAAUAGCUGCAAGCUAUACAUUUGUUGUUUUUUUGUUAUACUUUAUUUUGCAUAAUGUUUUGGCACACGAACACUGAUCGGCCGAGCGAAUGACUUCAACGAAAGCGGUCAAACACACAAACCCCGACACACACAAAUACAAAGAGAGAAAGAGCGAGAAAGAGAUGCGCCCUUUAGGUUGCUAGCGCACUCAUUUCCAAUCAGUUUGAUUUUCGUUUGUGUGUGUGUGCGUUGUUUUCGGUUCUGUGUAGAAUAUUCACACUUGACAUCUCCGGGAUACAAAACAAAUUUGUGCGCCAAAUAAGUAACAAUUGCGCUUUAGCAAACAGUCACAAUCUGAAUUCAUAAUCAUCGCAUCAACAGCAUUUUUUUUUUAUUUGUUUGGACUUCGUGUGAAAAUUAAGGAAAAAAUAAACAACAUCAUAAGAACAAGAAAAUAAAUAAAAUCAGAUCAAAUAUCCCGAAUAUUUUGUGCAUUUCGUUAAAUCGUUAACAUUUCGUCGUUUACGGAAGAAAUUUUUUUAUUUGUUAAUUUGUUUUCUGCGGAUUAUUAUUUUUUUUAAAAUUAUUUUCGUUCUAAUUCCUGUUGACAAUUCUGUUAUUGUUUAUUUAUUAUGACUUCGAACAACAUUAAUUCGCAAACCAUGAAUUUGAAUGACGAUGUUGAAGAAUAUUCGUUAAAAUGGGAAUAUAAUGUUGAAAAAAUAUUGAAACAAUCAACCGAUUUUGAUUUCACUGCCAAGAACAAUGGCGUCGAACAUAAUUCAGGCGGACUCACAUCGGAUGUUUGGAAUUUGCAAAAUGCGAACUUUUGUAUGCCAUGGAAUGGAAUAACGGCAAACGUUGAAGCUCCAAUGCAACAGUACAAUGAAUGCUUCAACAAAAAUUCAGCAUCAGCAUUGUCAUCAAAUGAUUUGGGCUCUUUUGGUUAUAACAACAACUGCAAUUGUAAUGCUGUACCCAAUUUGGUUGAACAAACACCCGAUUCAUUUACAUCGUUGGAUCCGAUUUGGUCAUUGACAAAAGAUAUGGAAAACCUUCGUCAGACAUGGAACACCACGGCAUUGGAUUCAGUACCAAUACGACAGCACGAUGAACUCAUUGCCAACCAGUGGUACACGCAAAAUCAAUUGUCAACCAACGAUUCAAAUAAUUUCGGUUGGAAGAACAACACCUAUGGUCUACACAAUCUGUUCGAUCAAACGGCAAUGGAUGACCUGGCAAAUAAAAUUUUGCAAUUGGCAAAUGUAUAUCUGAGCUGCAAAAGUGACGCAGCCACAGCAUUAGCAGUUCCGCCGCCGCCAAUAGUAGUGCCGACACAACAUCAAAAUGACCGUGCUACCAAACAGCGGUUCUCACAACCCAAAUUGAAUGUCAAUGACUUUUGUGCAUUUUGUAAGAAUAAUGGCGAAUUCGAGCAAGUAUACCGAUCGCAUAAAUUGAAAGACAAUCGAAAUCGGGUGCGUUGUCCACGUUUACGUGUAUUCAAGUGCAGCAUUUGCGGUGCCACUGGCGAUUAUGCGCACACCAUUCGAUAUUGUCCAUAUCGUAAAAUUCAAAGAUUUGAGAGCAUGUGAUUUGAAAUCAACAACAUUCAAAUCAGUAUCGGUUGCGAUAAUUACGUUAUUUUUUAACGGCAAUGAAUGUCGUUUUAUCAUCAUCCGAAAAUUGUAACUACUUAAAUAGAAGUAGCAGUUUUUUUGUUCGUUUUAUAUUAUUAUUAUUAUUAUUUUUAUUAUUACUUUCGUUUGAAAAUGAAUUGCAUUUUUUUGUAUUGACAAUGAAC
Contarinia nasturtii (swede midge) is the source of this 2205-nucleotide messenger RNA. RefSeq lists its product as uncharacterized. The coding region runs from base 1034 to 1996 and encodes 320 amino acids. Gene Ontology annotation, biological process: oogenesis; negative regulation of translation. The record is from RefSeq and is a predicted model, not a curated record. The transcript is spliced from 7 exons. NCBI's taxonomy places the organism in Eukaryota, Metazoa, Arthropoda, Insecta, Diptera, Cecidomyiidae. Gene Ontology annotation, molecular function: mRNA binding; zinc ion binding. Gene Ontology annotation, cellular component: perinuclear region of cytoplasm.